Acromyrmex echinatior (Panamanian leafcutter ant) is the source of this 625-nucleotide messenger RNA. RefSeq lists its product as uncharacterized. The record is from RefSeq and is a predicted model, not a curated record. Lineage: Eukaryota; Metazoa; Arthropoda; Insecta; Hymenoptera; Formicidae.
UUAACCUCGCGAAAAAAACGCGGAGGAUUUAUUUUAAUAUUGUGCCGGAUCACGCGCGCUAAAACUGAUGCAUUGCGCACGCUACUUGCCCGACUACAAUGGCGACGAUGUGCUUCACUGGUCACAAUGGCGGCAAUAUCGAUAGCGAUGGCGUACUAAACGCCGGCUCAUGGCCUGUCCGGUUCCUACGCACGCUGCGCGCCUGUCGUUGGAUCUGUCCCUGCGAUGCUUCCGACGGCGAGACUGUUCUGCCGGUCCCGGUCUCAGCGAUGGGACCUUGCGACCGGUCAGAAUAUCGGCGAUGGGUCUCCUGCCGAUCACAAUGUCGACGAUGGACCUCUGUCGGCCAUGACGUCGGCAACAUGCACUGCUGCUCGGUUCGAAACCAAGUUCGUUUCGAAAUUGCUCGAACGACGGUUGCCAGUCAAUCACGUCUUCCUCUCGAUCACAUCGGGGUCAUCAAUGUGGGGAUACUGAUUGAUAAGUCUGCCUCUCAAGACAAGCCAUGCUUGUCGUAUGACGUGAUGGAAGGUGUAAAGAUCGACCACUUUGCUUGGAAUUAGUAACGAUGAAUUUAUUACAGAAGCAAGCAACUCGCAACCUACAAAAUCCCUAGGCUUCCUCC